Quercus robur (English oak) is the source of this 1250-nucleotide messenger RNA. RefSeq lists its product as uncharacterized. The record is from RefSeq and is a predicted model, not a curated record. Gene Ontology annotation, cellular component: mitochondrion. The transcript is spliced from 4 exons. Bases 41 to 775 code for a protein of 244 amino acids. Lineage: Eukaryota; Viridiplantae; Streptophyta; Magnoliopsida; Fagales; Fagaceae. Gene Ontology annotation, biological process: mitochondrial proton-transporting ATP synthase complex assembly.
UAUAACUAAACCCUGUUUAUCUCUUUUACAUUUUGACAAAAUGCUGCAACGUUUGUCAUCAAGAAUUUCAAAGACACUGAGCCAUGUUUCCUCAGCCUAUGUUGUCCCAAAACACUCAUUCACCGCCUUGUCUUCGCAACCAAAUCUUCAAAAACUGCAACAGAGAGUGAUCCCUGGCGAUUUCCUGAGAUGGGGUUCGCUCGGUUUUUGUAGAACUUCAAGCUUUGCCACUGGGUUCUCGCCAUUACAGCACAAGCCGUUGGACUCUAUUAUGGAUAUUCAGAGAGUGAAGGAUCGCUCGCCUGAGGAUAUUGCUUCCGCCUGGGAUGAUUAUCACUUGGGAAGAGGCCAUAUUGGUGCAUCUAUGAAAGCAAAGCUUUAUUACUUGUUGGAGCAAAGAGCAGCUGAUUGCCAAUAUUUUGUUAUUCCUUUGUGGAGAGGAAGUGGUUACACGACAAUGUUUGCUCAAGUGCAGAUGCCCCACAUACUUUUCACUGGUCUUGAAGAUUACAAGGCAAGAGGAACUCAAUCAGCUCCUUACUUUACUGUAUCUUAUUACAAUGAAUUUGCAGAAAGCAAGGACUUGGUGCUGAUCCGUGGUGAUGUUGUGUUUACAAGCAAGAUUAGUGACACAGAAGCAAAAUGGCUGUUGGAAACGACCCAAUCUUUUUAUUUGAAUGAUGUGAGGUACAAGCUGGUUGAACGGUUCAACAAAGAAACACAUGAUUUUGAGUUCAAGGAUGUGUUGCAAGCAUUAGACAUGCCUAUUCUGUGAUCUGCCAAAAGAAUGGAACUUGGCUAAUAUGAUGGUGGAAGACAAGGAUUUAGUCAGCAUAGGAAUUGAGAUUACUUAAAUUGCGACAAAGACAUUAUCAUGAAUUGUCCUUGUCAGAAUCCAAUAUGAAUGGCGUUAAAGCUUUAAGAAGAUAAGGUGGGGGAAUCCAAACCGAUGCUUCUCAAAAUCAAAUUUCCUUUUCCUGGUUGGAGGAAUUUUAUUUUUGGGGACUUAUAGAUUCUUUGCUAAGAAAUGAAAAUCGAUGGAGUUGGUUUUAAUCCAGAUCUCCCUUCCUCUUUCUUUGUCUCUACCUUGCUGUUCAGAUUAUAAAAACAGCAAUAUAUGGCCAAUGCUUGACACCUUUUAGAGGGAUUUCUUUGGUUCAUUCCCAUUUGCAACUUAAUUCAAUGGUAAAAUGGAUUUGUGGAUGCUGUUAUUGCUGACAAUUGAUUAAGAUGUAUCUUUAAAUUUUUUU